This is a messenger RNA of Varanus komodoensis (Komodo dragon), 1143 nucleotides long. It is a transcript of the gene MCRIP2, whose product is annotated as MAPK regulated corepressor interacting protein 2. The transcript has 5 exons. The coding region runs from base 297 to 746 and encodes 149 amino acids. NCBI's taxonomy places the organism in Eukaryota, Metazoa, Chordata, Lepidosauria, Squamata, Varanidae. The record is from RefSeq and is a predicted model, not a curated record.
CGCGGCGUGGCCGAUUGCGCGCGGCCGCCAAGUUAAAGUCAAAGGCAGGCCGAGGGGCCUGGAGACUUUGCAUUGCAACAGGCGGCGGCGGCGGCGCCUCCUCCUCCUCUCUUGCGCCUGGAGAGAGUGAGAGGAGCCUGGUGCCAACGAGGAGGAGGAGAGCCGUCCCGAGAGGGGAGCCGUUUCAGCCUAAGCAAAGUUGUGCGCCCGAUCCCUCCCCGUCGUUCUUGGCGUGCGCGCACGUUUGGCUCUGUUCGUGCCUGCUGGCUCUUGGGGCUUCGCGGCGAGGCGAGCUCAUGAUGUACACCAUUACCAGGGGACCAAGCAAAUUAGCUACCCAGAGGAGGACAGGUCCCACGCAGCAGGUGGAAAGCAAAUUGGCGGACUUGAAAUGCCGGCGGCGGCAGCAGCAGCAGCAGCAGCUCAGCUCGUGGCCUCUCUCAAGCUCAGCUCCCAAGCUUGUGUUCAACAGGCUAAAUGGCAAAAGACGCCUGCUCGUUUCCCAGUCCACGUCAGCCACGGAAGAAAGCUACACCGUGGCCCACGAAGAAAAUGUGCGGUUUGUGUAUGAAGCCUGGCAGCAGGUAGAGCAGCAGCUGAGCGACAGCCAACAAGGACAGAGUGGAGCUGGCCCUGUGCAGUACAUGGAUAAAACGCCCAGUCCUGAACUGAAAGAUUUUGUGCCCAUAGACCUAGAAGAAUGGUGGGCCCAGCAAUUCCUGGCAACCAUUGAGAAUGGUUCUUAAUGAGGGGGUUUUGUAGAAAAGAUUAAAAUAGAAAAUUAAAUUUUAUUGUAAGAAAAUGCACACUCCUCCAAGCAGCGAGAGAAGAAGAGGAGAGAAGGAGAGAGAGAAGACGGCCCACGGCAGACCCACCCUUGCCCCCGUUCUGGGGCCAGGAAGGAAAGCGGCAUGCCGCCUGCCACCAGGACCCCUCGCUGCGCUGGGAUUCGCGCAUGGACAAUGCCUAUGGACUGAACGCUCUGGGCGUGCUUUAGCCGAGCGGGAAGGGUGGCUGUGGGGAAGGGCUGGCCAGCCUGUCCUCCUCCCGCCUGGAGCUGGCACCAACAUGAAGUUGGCGCUGACCUGUGAGGCCAGGAUGGUGUUUUCAAUAAAAGGCUGAGAAUGCCAGCAGGACAAGGCA